CGAGUAGCAGUAAUUGUCGGAUGGAAGCAUCUAGUGCAAAAGCAGGAUAAAAAUGGUCACACAUUAAAACAACAAAUGGAGUGCAGCGCAACGAGGAAUCUAUCUACCCAUAGACGAACCUCUGCGCACACAACUUUCUUCCAAGUAAGUCCGAGAGCAUACAAAACCUAUAUCGACUCAGCUUGAGCCGUUGUGACUCAUAACCCCCCUAGAUAGCCAAGUUUGGAAGUGAUGGCCGCUCACACAUAUUUAUCGUUGUCGAUAUAUGAUGACCAAGGUUGUUCGCAAAUAUUUCACACCGAUAUGCUAAACUUUACCCGGUACUUCGGCUACCAAUCAAUCCAUGUACCGUAUUCUAACAUCACAUGUAUUCUUUCGAUCCGCGCGUCUUCAGAUACAUGAACCGUCUCUAACCUACACAUUUCUACCAUCCAAAGUAUCCCCUUAAUUAGAUGCCCCCAUUAAUUAAGUAUAUUGAAGGGAUGUACUUGCUACCAAGGUAGCACCUUAGAUGUGCAUUCAAUUUUUUUGCAGGCAGGCCAGGCCAGCCAUUGAAAGAAAUGAUGCGAUUCAGAGAGGUUGAGGCCCCUCCUUCUCCUCCUCCUCUUGCCCUUCACUUAGAAUCAUGGUCCAUGAAACCGUACCGGAGACCGUAUCGGGAAAGUCAGCGGUAGGGUAUUUUAUGGUAAAACCGUGGUUUAACCGUUAUACCGGUAAAUGUCGCAUAUCUGUUUAGCCUCCGAUACUGGUAUUUCGUGGUUGAACCGCCGGUACGGUACGGUUUAAUGGACACCGCUCAGAAUGCAUGUUUCAAAGAGCUUCUUUCUUGUUUGUUUUUGGUUAGGGUUAGGGUUAUGAAUUUUGGUUUAGGGUUUUGAAGAAGGGGGCCGGCCAUUCAAUGUUAGGUAAGAUGUGGGCAACCAUUAAAUGGGGUUUUUUUUUUUGUGGGUGUGGGUACGUUGGUGUUUGUUAAAAAAUCGUAGUCCUUUGGUCUUAAAUGCGUCGAGGGAUAUAUGUUCCCUUCCAUGCAUAGCAAGGGCAUGGGGGAGGGAUGUGGAAAUGACAGGCGGUAGGGUUUUUCCCUCUGUCCACAUUUGUCCCCCUAUCAUUUAAGACACUACAUUCUAGACUAUAUGUGGCGGUAAGUUUUUCCCAAAUAUUUACUCUUAUUGUUGAGAAAAAAAGAUACCGAGGAAUCGACGUAGAAACGACGAAAGCAUUAGUGAAAAAGAAACCGUAAAAAUGAUAAGAGUAUUCGGUUUGAAGGAACUGAAGCAUAGACAACGAAAGUAAUAGUGUACGUGCAGACUGCAGUGGCGGAGGAAGGUGAGGGGGACAGGGGUCCGAGAACCCCAUUUGGUAAAAAAUUGGGCAACAAAACCCUUUAGAUAUUUAGGGUUUAGUACGAUUCUGUAAGUUUUGGACCCCAUACUCUCGACGAUAUUAACUUACUAGUACUCCGGAGCUCCUAUUUGAUGCUAAUAAAAAUGUGUUAAGUACCAUUUACAAGAUGCCAAUGCGUAUGCCUAUGACUUGUAUUCCUUAUUCAAUAUGAUUUUAGUGUCUGAUGGACCUGAAACGGCAAUUUGUAUGUGGGAUGGGGCUGUGCGGAUGGGAUCACAUGCGGCAGGGGGGAUGGUUAUCCUUAACUCUGAUAGAGCGGUCAUCCUUGCGAAGGGGGUUCAUUUCCCGUUCCUUAGUGACCCAAUGAUGGUGGAAGCUCUGGUUUUCCGGGAGGCGAUUGGCUGGUGUUUGGCUAAUGGAUUCACUAUCAUGAGGUUUGAAGGUGAUGCUCAGGUGAUUAUUGAGAAGGUUCUCCGGAAAGAUAUUCGGGAUAAUCAUAUCGGGGCGAUUCUGGAGGAGAUAGUCAAUUCAUUUGCGUCAAACUUAGGUUUCUCUGUACGAUUUGUAGGUCGACGAAACAAUAGGGUAGCUCAUUUGGUAGCUAAACAGGCCCUGUCUUUGUUCCAGGCUGCAUGUCGAUCUUUUGAUUUCCAGGCCUGACUGUAUUCCAGGAUGUUUUGAUCUAUUUGUUUCAAUCUAUUGAUUAUCUUUAAAAAAAAAAGUAACAGGCUAAUUGCUUCCAUUUUACGUAUGGAGGUGGGUAUUUGGAGUUAUUAGGCAAAGGCCCAAAGUCCAAACCAUGGAAUUCCAAAUGGGGAGAGUAAACAGAAGCUUAUGGGUUGUUUAUCAAUUGUCAUUAUUAUUUGUUGAGAAACCAAAGUCAACUAAUAAACAGUCUGCCUUUGUUUUAGGGCUUUGUGUUGACAAAGUAAAGGCAGAGAAGAGAGAAGAAAUACAAUUACAAAGGCAAGAAACCAAAGCCUAAUGAGUUGGGUCUCCCUCUCCCCAUUUGCCAUAGUCAUAAAAACACGACCUCUGUUUUUUUGGUUACUUUCUACGGCCCCUAUAUACUAAACUACUAACUAGUAAAGCCUAUAUAUGAUGAUUAGAUUAGUCCUCUUCUUCCUAUAAGAUUUCAAAUUACAUAAUACGACUGACCACUCUCCAUUUGCAGCCCCUACCUACCUAGCCCCUCCAACUUCAACCCAUUAACGUUUUGUGGUACCAAGGACAAAAGGACAAGGGGUAGUCCCCAAUGGUAAGGUUGCUCGAUGGACUGAUCGGUUCGUUUCCUGGUUAAUAAUGUACGAUGUAUCGUGUCGUCCUUAGAAGAAUAUUAUGGCGAACGCUACCGGCUUGAGGAAAAAUCUAUUAACUAGGUUAGUUGCUUAUACUUGGAUCCACAAUGUGCUUGUGGUGAUGGUUGGGUCAAAGUUAGCUCCAUUUUCGAAUGAAUGGAUUCUUUAUCAUGAAAAAUUGUCCAUGUGUUCUUGAAAUUCAAAGUCGUUUGUCGAGCGAGAAUGGAGCACUGAAAGCAUCAAACGUCAAGAUUUGGACCUUGUUGUCAUUGCUUAGAAUCCAACAAUCUUGCUUUGAUUCUCCUCUUUCUUGGAGCUAGAGAUGGGCUCUACUAAUGUCGAUCACUCACGCUAGAGCGCGGCUUCCUUUGGUCUCUCCAAAGCUCGAGACAUGAAUAUUGAUCCGUUGAUGGAAUCUGAUUGCAAAAGCCGAUUCAUCUGUAGAGGUUGAGGAAAGAUGAUGAUUGCAUAACAUAAGUGGCAAAUGUGUGUAGGGAUGGAUACAAAGCACAUGAACGAGAUAGUGAAUGUUAGAGAUUGUGUCUUCUCAUAUCGAGAAAGAAACAUUGUUGCUCAUCUUCUUACUCGUAUAUCCCCUUAAGAUCUUUACGAAGUAAUCUGUUCUCGUAGCGUUCCUUCUCGUAUCACCGAUUUAAUCGGCAUUGACCCAUUUUGGACCGAUCAUCUGAAUGAAUGUUUGACUAGUUAUCUAUAUAUAUAUAUAUAAAAUAUUUAUCCUCAUUCUUAUUGGAUUAUGUGGAAGAAAGAGAUAUAUCAUAUACGAGAAGGUUGUGUGUAGGGUUAACUAAUAAAUGGAGUUAAUUAUUAUGGGUAUUGAUGAUUGCCAUGUUUGUGCCAACAAAAGGACCAUAACAUGGAACAACUCAUCCACUCCCAUCUUCAUUAAUUAUAUCACUUACUUAGCAAUUUUCCCCCAUGCAACCUCCUUUCUCUCUUCCCCAUCCCCUCCUCUUAGACUGGUUAGGGUUAAUCGAUUAAGGGGUUUAAUUGUGUUUAAAUUCUAUGGACUGAAAGUAAUUUAAUUGUUGCUAUUGUUUGGAGACACAAAAGUUGACUUUUAAAUUGAUGAAAUUUUAUUUCUUCCAUCUCAAUGGUAGUUCUAGAUUUCUUCAUUCAAAUUCAUGAUUAAUACUGUAAAAUUUAGGAACCGUGUUUAUUUACCAUGCAUAAUUUGGCAUUCUUUACAAUCCUUGCCGCCUCAAGAGACUACCAAACUGAAAAGAGGGGAAAAGAAUAGAGUUUGUUUUAUUAGGAGUAAGAGAAAUUUUACAAUGCUAUAUAGUAUUGGUGUUAUAUGAUUUUGUUUUUAUGGUACAACUUAAAAUUGUACAUUUAUGUUAUGAUACAAUUUAGAUUGUACCUAUACUUUUUGUACAAAUUCUUUUAUGGUACAACUUGAACUUGUACCUUUAUGUGAUGAUACAACUUCAAGUUGUAAAGUUGUACCAUAAUAUAAUGAUACAAAUUGUUUUAUGGUACAAUCUAAACUUAUACAUUUAAUGUUAUGGUACAACUUUAAGUUGUACAUUCAAGCACCAAUACUAUAAAGCAUAAUAGAAGUGCUCUAGGAGUAAACCUAUAUCUCGCAACACCUAAUUAUAGUUUGAUCCUUGUUGUCUCAAGAAUCAAUCAAUUAUGGAUCAUAUAUCAUUUACUAACCUACCUCUUCAAACGAAAGUCGCUCAUAUAAGUUUGAAGUUUGCACAGGUUCAAAUAUCAUGUGCUUAAAAGAACCAGGAUUUUUUAGAAAAUACCUCUUUGUCACAUAAGAUUUUGGGGAAAAAUCCAAAAGUACUACUGUUUAAAAAAAAAUUCCAAAAAUACCACCCAAUCCCAAAAAAUUCCAAAAAUACCAUCCUUUUUUAAAAAACCGCCACCCCACCCUGCGGUUUACACGAAAACCGUUUGUCGGGAUCGCGGUUUUCUAUGCAAACCGCGGGCCUAGGGGGCGAUUAUAAAAAAAAAAAAUUGGACCGAACCGCUGGGUGGGGUGGCGGUUUGACCCAAAACCGCCACCCCACCCAGCGGUUUGGUCCAAUUUUUUUUUUCUUUUUUCGAUCAACUCCCAACUUCGGCCGAAACUUCAAACGAACGUAACUUUGCACUCGGGUAUCCGAUCGAUGCGAUUUUUUUUUCAUUUCGCAUAACUUUUCAAGAUCUAUAACUUUUAGUAGGAUGAAAUUUUCAAAACAGGAACUAUUUGUGGAUAUAUGGGACCUUGGGAAUAACUUUACCUUAACUUUUCACAAAUCCAUGUACAUUUUGAAAUUAUGAUUAUAUUAAAAGUUAUAGAUCUUGAAAAUUUAUGUGGAAUCAAAAAAAAGUUCAUGACAUUCGGAUUUUGGAGUACAAAGUUAUGGCCUCCCAAAGUUUGACGAAAUAAAAAAAAGCUCGUUCGGGGUGGCAAAUGACGUUUUUUCGAGAAGAAGGCGGGACCCGGCGGUUUGCAGCUUGCAAGAUCUCAAAAAGUUAUUCGGAUUCAAAAAAUGGAGGCCGCAAAAUUUUUGAGAUCUUGCAAGCCGCAUACCGCCGGGUCUCGCAUUUCGUCAAACUUUGGGCGGUCAUAACUUUGUGCUCCAAAAUCCGAAUGUUAUGAAUUUUUUUUUAUUCCUCAUAACUUUUCAAGAUCUACAACUUUUAAUAUAAUCAUAAUUUCAAAAUGUACAUGGAUUUGUGAAAAGUAAAGGUAAAGUUAUUCUCAAGGUCCCGUAUAUCCACAAAUAGUUCCUGUUUUGAAAAUUUCAUCCUACUAAAAUUGUAGAUCUUGAAAAGUUAUGCGAAAUGAAAAAAAAAUCGCAUCGAUCGGAUACCCGAGUGCAAAGUUACGUUCGUUUGAAGUUUCGGCCGAAGUUGGGAGUUGAUCGGAAAAAAAAAAAUUUGGACCAAACCGCUGGGUAGGGUGGCGGUUUUGGGUAAAACCGCCACCCCACCCAGCGGUUUGGUCCAAAUUUUUUUUUUAUAACCGCCCCCUAGGCCCGCGGUUUGCAUAGAAAACCGCGCCCCCAACAAACGGUUUUCGUGUAAACUACAGGUGGGGUGGCGGUUUUUGAAAAAGUGUGGUAUUUUUGGAAUUUUUUGGGAUUGGGUGGUAUUUUUGGAAUUCUUUUUUUUAAACAGUGGUACUUUUGGAUUUUUUCCAAGAUUUUGAUAUAAUAUCAAGUAGUUAAUCCCAAUAAGUCGAGUUGUUGAGAGAGAUUCACUUAUUGAUCCUAUACAAUUACUAACCGGUCGAAAUUUGAACCAAAGUUGAAGGAGCAAGUUUGGUACCAUAGUUAUGAAAAAAGAAGACAACUUUAUGACCCGUUUGAAAAAAAUAUAGUAGAGGGCAAAAUUGUACUAUCCACCUAAAAUAAUAAUACGAUUUGGAAAAAAAAAAUACAUGAUUGAGUAUAGGUCUAGUUAACUGUAAUUAUGUUAGCAGUGUAAGUGAUAACAAAUCAGAAUCAGUGGUUAACCAUUACACUAAUAAUUGAAUAAAUAGUAAACUCUCGAUUUCUGAUAGUCUAAUUUAACUAAUUACUAACUGACGAUUAAAUGUUUUUCCAUUAACCGAUUACGAUCGUCAUCAUACUUAGGGUGGAAGAUAAUAGGCAUCAAUCAGUCAUAGGCAAAAGCCUAAAGAAUAUGAUGUGUGACCCUUGCUUACCAUAGUUGUAAUAGUGGUUUGAGUUCAAAUGAGAGUAAUUUUUUUUUGUAGAAAAAUGAGAAUAAUUUCAAGGGAGAGUUUUAGAAGCACAAUAGAAAGUUGGGCUUGCACACAGUAACUCUACAAUAAUGAGUAACAUUUAACCUUUUAUGUAAUUUAAUAUGGGGUUUAUGAGUUGAGAAAUUGGUGUUGGGUCUAUUAUUCUUGUCUACUUCUUUAAUAAAAUUUUACAAUAUAAUGGUGUAAUUGUUUACUUGUAUUGAAUUGAGUUCAUAUGGAUUGAUAUCUGUGUUAAAUUAUUUUGGAUAAAUAGUAUUUAGUAGUCAAACCUUUCAAAGUACAAAAUAUUAGCCAAAUGCUAAUUUCCAUUUGGCAGUUUUGUUAGUAAAUAUUAACUUGAAAACAUGAUACUGACUUGGAAGAGACACUUGACGGUGACAAAAAAAAUACUUAUAUUUUGAUGUAUUACAAAAGAUUGAGCUAAUAAUUUGUAUUUCGAAAGAUUUGGCUAAUAAUCUGGAAAGUUUGAAAGAUUUGGCUGAUAAAUUUUUUAUCCUAAAAUAGCAACUUAAAAAUUAAACGCAUAAAUAUGUAAGAAAAAAUAUACAAAAUGCACAAUUGAAAAUAGAAUGAGGUCUUCUGUUGAUUAGGUUAUCGAAUAAUUUUUUUUGGUAUAACAUUGUCAAAUCAAUUACUUAACAGUUAUUCGAUUAAAUCAACAAAAUAACUUAUAAUCGAUUAUACGAUUACAGUUAACUAACCAAUAUAAAUAAUAAUACAACUUAUGAUAAACACAAAGUAUUUAAUCGAGAACCGACUAAAAGAAUCUGGUUAUAACCAAAACGAGAUUGUCAGCCCAUUGAGUGGGCUUUGCUCCGGUGUCCCAGCCCAACUCAAUCUCUAAUCCAAAACAGAAUUCCUUCCUUUCUCCUGCUUUUUUAUCAUUAAAUUUAAUAAUAAAAAUAUAAAAUCCUCCGCAACAAGCCAACUCCCAAUAAUCCUCUCCUUGAUUUCCGACGCCCUUUUGCUUAUUCUUCCCGUCUCUCCCUUUGUUCCUUCUACUUCUGUCCAAUCUCUCUCUCGCAAAACCCUUCCUCUCGCCAUCUUUCGUCUCCCCGCGAUCGACCACCCGCAUUCGUGUUUGGUAUGUUCAUCUAUUUUUCUUCUUUCUUUGUUUCUUUCUAUUUCUGUGAUUCUUGUUUCUGUGCGCGCUGAUUGCUUGAAGGCGGGCUCAAGUUAGAUGAUCGUCUAAUGUUUCGCUGUAUGAAAAUUGCAGGAACUCGCGAUCCUAAUCCCAGUAUCGUCAUGGCUAAAAGCUCUUUCAAGUUCGAGCAUCCUCUGGGUUCGUUCAAUUUCUAUGAUCGUCUUCUCUUUCGUUUUUUGUACGCGAUCUUUAGGGUUUGAACUGUUUGUGCGUUUGGUAUAAGGUGGCUUGUGAAAGACGAUAUCUUUGAUGUAUUCUCCCUGAUGGGUUUAUGUUUAAGUUGAGGAAUAUCUUUUCUUCGCUGAAUUGUUGAGGUUGGGAAUAGUUCUUUUGAGCUGAGAAUGGAAGUUUGUGUUUGUUUAGCCUGUUAGUGUAGUUGGCUCUCUCUAUUAUUGCUUUUCGUCAUCAUCUUGCUGUGUCAUCUUGUUGGAUUGGAAGUUGAAACAUUGGCUAAUGAAUUUGGAGUCGACCUACGAUGAAACAUUAGUGAUGCAGUAUGUUUCAUCUUUCCAUGUCCUCUAAUUUGCUUUUUGGCUGUGUUUUUAGAGAGGCGCCAAGCUGAAGCUUCUCGCAUCAGGGAGAAAUACCCUGAUAGAGUUCCUGUGAGUGUUAUCUUCUCACUUUGCCAACUUUGGUUUCCUUGCCUUUAUCAUUGUACAGUUGCCUGUUUUGCUUAUAUUAUGCUUUCUGGAUUCAGGUCAUUGUGGAGAAGGCUGAAAGGAGUGAUGUCCCUGACAUUGAUAAGAAGAAGUAAGUUGAUUGACAACAGAUCAUCACUUUUAAUCCUCCUAUGGCUGUAUCCAAUGUGCUCAUUAGGGUUUCUCUGAAGGUUUAUGACCUCCUUUUGAUCUCUACAUUAGGCAGUUAGUAAUGUAUUUUAGCUAUGAGUUUCUACUAGUUAUGCUCUCGUUUAAGUUUUUGUGUUGCAUAUUGAGAAAAGUAUGAUGUUCAUGUUGAGUGAUGAAGCAAAUAGUCUUGAGGUUUUGUAUUGAGUGUUGCUUGAUGCAGUUUUGGGGGCUUGAUCAUAAUGUUACUAUAUAUGUGUAUUUGAGCUUUGGCCUAUGAGUUUCCACUAAUUAAGUUCUUGUUCAAGUUAUUGGGUGGCAUAUCGAGAAAAGUAUGGUGUUUGUGUUGUGCGAAGAUGCAAAUAGUCUUGGGCUAUUGUAUAGAAGUUUUGGUUGAUCAAGUUCUGUCGAGUUGGGGGCUUGAUCAUAAUGUUACUAUCUGUGGAUUUGCCAAAUCAGGUACCUUGUCCCAGCAGAUUUAACCGUUGGUCAGUUUGUCUAUGUUGUGCGGAAGAGGAUCAAGCUCAGUGCUGAAAAAGCCAUAUUUGUGUUUGUCAAGAACACAUUACCACCCUCAGGUUAGUGAAGUUUGCAUCUUGUGUCUGAUUACAAUAAUUAAACCCGCCUAUUUCAGUAACUGAAUCUCUUCAAUUUGAUCAUGCGUACAAAACAGCUGCUCUGAUGUCUGCAAUCUAUGAGGAGAACAAGGACGAAGACGGCUUUCUUUACAUGACCUACAGUGGAGAGAACACCUUUGGAUGUCUUCACUAAGAUGGAGAUCAAACAAAAUGUCUCUUCUUGUCCUUGAUAUGAUGAAGAAAGCCCCUUUUGGAAG
Linum trigynum is the source of this 9133-nucleotide messenger RNA. Lineage: Eukaryota; Viridiplantae; Streptophyta; Magnoliopsida; Malpighiales; Linaceae. The record is from the annotation of a GenBank genome assembly.